Molecule: messenger RNA, 2190 nt
Organism: Symsagittifera roscoffensis
Lineage: Eukaryota; Metazoa; Xenacoelomorpha; Acoela; Convolutidae
Product: helicase-like transcription factor
Exons: 4
Coding region: 1-2190 (729 amino acids)
Biological process (GO): DNA repair
Cellular component (GO): nucleus
Molecular function (GO): hydrolase activity, acting on acid anhydrides, in phosphorus-containing anhydrides; zinc ion binding; ATP-dependent chromatin remodeler activity
Source: RefSeq, a predicted model, not a curated record
AUGGGUAACUCAAUCAAUUUUGAUGGGCAGCUGCGCGUGAAUCGUCUCCACAGCUGCACAUUGAGAGAGUUCGCAAGCAUGCUUAUCACAAUGAUCCUUGGUAAAAUUUGGGUAAGCCCAAGAGCCAAUCCCAGUGCUCUGACUAGAUCUAAGUUGGGAACAAUAUCCACCGUUAUCUGGGGUGUUGAUCCUUACAGUCCAGUUAACGCGACUCAAAUAUUGGACGUUACCUUUGAAAGAGACCCCGGGAACAAUUACGACCCGAAUGCGAUUAGAGCGAUGUACCUGGGGACCCAGUUAGGAAAUCUCAGAUUAGAACUGGCGGCGAUUUUGGCUCCUUACUUGGACAGCAGCAUGCUUCAAUUGACAGGCAUGAUAAAGAACUGUGGGUCCCCGCCUCACCUUUUGAAUCUGAUAAUUUCUGGAAAACGGUCUUUGAAAGCGGAGUUAACCAAAAAACUGAAAGAGGAAAGUUUUCUCUGGGAUACACCUGAAGUGAUUCAGAACUUGAAGAAACUUCAGGGAGAAAUGGAUAAAGUAUUCGAAAAGAGUGCAAAGAAGCUGUACAAGAACUUUAAAAAAGUUGAAGUCAUUGAUGGAAUUUCCACUCAAUUGUAUCCCCACCAGCUGCAGGCUCUCUCGUGGAUGUGUGGCCGAGAAAACAACAAGACAUUGCCUCCAUUUUGGAAGAAGCUAACACAAACGGAUUACAAAAAUAUCGUGACAGGCGAUGUGCAAAAACACAAGCCAGCGGCCGUUUGCGGAGGCAUUCUGGCGGAUGAAGUUGGUUUGGGUAAACGUUUAGAAGUAAUUGCCCUCAUUCUUACAAAUCGGUUACACGAAGGGCAAGCUAGUUCGCGAAGUAAACUAGCUACAGCCUCUAAUGUGACCAAAGUUAAAAUCAGUUCAUUUGAAGAUACAGCUAAUAACAAAUUUGAAAAUAAUCAGUCUAGAGAAAAAAUGAAACAAGAAAGAAAAAGCAGGAGUUUUGACAUGUUCAGAGGGUUCAACCGUUACGCCCUUCCUUCGUGUCAUAAACUUAAAAUUGGACCUCCUAAAAGUACUUUGAUUGUUUGUACGUUUUCGCUGCUUUCUAAUUGGCUCAAACAAAUCGAGACACAUGUGACUUCAAACUUGGGUUUGUCUGUUUUUCUUUAUCAUAAAAAAGAUCGCUUCAACUACGCUAUGGAUUACAUUAUGAGCCAUGAUAUAGUAAUUUCGACAUACAAAGUGCUGGCCGUUGAUUUCAAGAACACGAAAAUCGGCGAAAAGUCCGAUGGAACAGGGAACCAAGUUAAAUCGAACUCUUUAUUGGAUUGCAAAUUUUUACGAGUUGUUUUGGACGAAGGAUAUUUGAUACGAAAUUCAAAAAAAGCCACCAGUCAAGCUUUAUUUUCGAUUAAAGCGGAGAAGCAUUGGAUAAUAUCAAACACGAUCAUUCAAAAUUCCCUACCGGAUUUUUGGGCUUUUAUGCGUUUUCUACGAUUAAAACCAUUUGAAAACCCAGAUGACGGCCAACGGUUGUGGAAAAAACACGUCGAAAAACCGCUUUUGAAAGAUUUUGACAAAAAGAUAGCCAAACAUUUCAAUAGCUUGCUGAUGACUCUGGUUCUGAGAAGAACUAAAACAACUGAAUAUUUACCAAAAAAGACCGUGAAACUCAUGAAAAUUAAACUAUCGACUGAAGAAAAGAAUUUGUAUCGAUCCAUGGAAAGCGCUGGAAGGGGCAUUUUCAAUUCACUUUUGUCCUUGAUUGAGAAACCCCUGCAUGAGUCGGGGUUUAAGUUCACAAAAUUUGACGGAUCCUUGCCUGCAAAAAAACGUAAUCAAGUUUUACUUUGUUUCGAAACUGAUCCCAAUACUACUGUACUUUUACUGUCGCUUCGAGCGGGUAACUCGGAACUCAACUUGACGUGUGCUUCGAACUUGUUUUUGAUGGACCCGGCGUGGAACCCAUCCUUCGAGGAUCAAUGUAUCGACAAGUGUCACAGACUAGGACAAGGUAAAAAAGUGACAAUCUACAAGCUUAUCUGCGCUGGGACCAUUGAAGACAAGAUUCUGGAGAUUCAAGAGAAGAAACGAAGCUUGGUACAGCAAAAUUCAUCGUUCACAGAUGUGGCGAACCAAUUACUCGAAGAGAGAGUCGAAGAAAUUAAACUGUUGCUUAAAAUAACGGAAGAGAUAAUCUGA